Messenger RNA from Leishmania braziliensis MHOM/BR/75/M2904, 1998 nucleotides. Its product is annotated as putative carboxylase. Gene Ontology annotation, cellular component: mitochondrion. Gene Ontology annotation, molecular function: metal ion binding; ATP binding; propionyl-CoA carboxylase activity. NCBI's taxonomy places the organism in Eukaryota, Euglenozoa, Kinetoplastea, Trypanosomatida, Trypanosomatidae. The transcript has a single exon. The record is from RefSeq and is a predicted model, not a curated record. The coding region runs from base 1 to 1998 and encodes 665 amino acids.
AUGCCUGCUCCAAUUUUCGACAAAGUUCUCGUCGCCAACCGUGGCGAGAUCGCCUGCCGUGUGAUGGCGACCUGCCAGCGUCUGGGAAUCAAGACCGUGGCCGUCUACUCCACCGCCGAUGAGCAGGCCAAACAUGUAAAGAUGGCGGACGAGGCUGUCUGCAUUGGCCCCCCUGCCUCCGUGGAGAGCUACCUGCGCAUUGACAAGAUUGUGGACGCCUGCAAGCGGACGGGGGCCCAGGCCGUGCACCCCGGCUACGGGUUCCUGUCUGAGAAUGGCGAGCUCCAGUCGGCCUUGCAGAAGAACAACAUCGUCUUCGUUGGCCCGGACGCGCACUCCAUCGAGGCCAUGGGCGACAAGAUUGAAUCGAAGCGGCUCGCGCGCGAUGCUGGCGUGACGUGUAUUCCCGGCUUCAUUGGCGAGGUGAGAACGCACGAGGACGUGCUGCGGUUUGCGCGAGAGGUCGGCUACCCAGUCAUGAUUAAGGCCUCCGGCGGUGGUGGCGGCAAGGGCAUGCGCGUUGCCUACAACGAUGAGCAGUGCGUGGAGUACUACGACAUGUGCAAGGAGGAGGCCAAGGCUGCCUUCAACAACGACAAGAUGCUCGUCGAGAAGUUCAUCGAGAACCCGCGCCAUAUUGAGAUUCAGGUGAUCGCGGAUCGCAAGGGCAACACGCUGUACCUGCCGGAGCGGGAGUGCUCUAUUCAGCGCCGCAACCAAAAGGUGAUCGAGGAGGCGCCGUCUGUCCUGCUGGACGCGAAGACCCGCAAGGCCAUGGGCGAGGAGGCCGUUGCGAUGGCGCGAGCCGUGCAGUACGUCAGCGCCGGUACGGUUGAGAACGUCGUCAACCCGCAGAAGCAGUUCUACUUCCUCGAGAUGAAUACCCGCCUUCAGGUGGAACACCCCAUCACGGAGGAGAUCACCGGCAUCGAUCUUGUGGAGCAGAUGCUUCGCGCCGCGGCAGAUCUGCCGCUCAGCAUCACGCAGGACGACAUUAAGAUCAACGGCCAUGCCACGGAGUGCCGUGUGUACGCUGAGGAUCCGACGAAGAACUACUUCCCGUCCAUCGGCCGCCUCACCAUGUACCAGGAGCCUACCGGCCCUGGCGUGCGCUGCGACUCCGGCAUUAUGGAGGGCUCGCAAAUCUCGGUCUACUACGACCCGCUCAUCUGCAAGCUGUCCACCUGGGGCAAGGACCGCACAGAGUGCAUCGAGCGCAUGGAGAAGGCGCUGGACGAGUACGUCAUUCGCGGUCUGCGCCAUAACAUUUGCCUCCUGCGCGACGUCGUCACGGAGCCGCGUUACCAGAGCGGGCACCUCACCACCAACUACCUGCCAGAGCAGUACCCGGACGGCUUCAAGAAGGCCGCGCUGACAGCAGCGGAGACGCAACUCAUGUAUGAGGCGGCUGCUUGUGUCCACCUGAAGCGCGAGCGCACCCACUACACCCAGGGCACUGCUCCGUCGGAACGUCAGUUCUACGUCUCCAUCAGCGCCAAGCAAGAGGGUGAGGUGCCGGUGUACGUUCGCCAGCUCGAUGACUCCCACUUCGAGGUGGCCGCAUCGAAGAACGGCCCGUUCAAGAAAUUGGAGGUGGCGUGGAAGGUCAGCUACCCGAUCAUCCGCGUGAAUGACGGUACGAAGGAGACGGUGCUGCAGUUCUGGGGCACCAACGAAGUGGCGUACAGUAUUCAGAUGAAGGGCACCACCUUCGACGUGAACGUGAUGAGCGACCUGCAGUCGGUACUGAGCCACUUCGUGCCGGUUGCACAGACGGUCGUCAAUACGAAGCAGGUUCUGUCACCCAUGCCGGGUGUCAUUGUCGCCAUCAAAGUCCAGCCAGGCCAGAAGGUGGUUGCCGGCGAAGAGAUUCUGACGCUGGAGGCCAUGAAGAUGCGCAACAAAAUCUACACCCAGGCCGACGGCAAGGCGAAGGAGGUCAAGGUCAUCCUCGGCGCCACCGUUGAGGAAAAUGAGGUGCUAGUGGAGCUGGAGUAA